Molecule: messenger RNA, 2550 nt
Organism: Rotaria sp. Silwood2
Lineage: Eukaryota; Metazoa; Rotifera; Eurotatoria; Philodinida; Philodinidae
Source: the annotation of a GenBank genome assembly
AUGGCUCUACGAUACACGACUAACAAUCGAUUAUUAAACAAUGCAUCUCUUCCAAAUAAAAAAGUUGCACCAACAAUUUUAGAUGUUCCUGUACGUUCAUCUGAAGUCGAGGAUGAAACAACUGUUCCAUUUAAUAGUUACAAACAAGAAAAACUUACAGCAGGCAUGCGUGCUGCUGACAAUCAUAACUAUCGAGAAGCAAUCAAACAAUUUUCAUUAAUUAAACCAGAUACAACUACUUCAUUAUAUCUUUCUGGUUGUUCUCGACUUGAACUUCAACAUUAUUCAGAAUCACAAGAAGCACUUACUGAUUUUGAUAAAUGUUUUGAAUUAUUAAAACAUAGUGAACGACCACCAUUUGCUUUAGAAUUAUGGUACAAACGUGGAUUAGCUUAUCAUAAUAUUGGGAAAUAUGAAGAUGCCAUUGAAAAUUAUACUGAAUAUAUAAAUCAAUCUAAUGCUAUAGCUGAAGCAAUUCAUAAGGCUCUAAUAGCACGAGGAUUGACAUAUCAAAUUAUAUAUGAACUUGAUAUGGCCAUGGUAGAUAUGAACGAAGCAAAUAAACUAACAUAUUAUAGAAAUCCAUAUUAUUUAUGUUGUCGAGCAAGUGUUAACAUAUCGAAAAAUGAGUUUGACAAAGCAGAAGAAGAUUUACAAAGAGCUUAUAAUGUAGGUUGUCAUGAUAAUGUUGAAGGUUUAUUUAAACGAGGAGUUGUUUUAGCUGAAUUAAAUAGACAUAAUGCAGCUCUUGAAGAUUUUAAAAAAGCUUUAACACUCAGUGAAAAAUCUGCUCAACAAUCAGAUAUUUGCUUUCGAUGUGGUCUUAGUGAAUAUACUCUAAAUAAUAAAGAACAAGCAUUACAAUGGUUUUCACGAGCUAUUAAUGUACAUCCUUAUCAUGCUCAAGCAUAUUAUUACAUGGGUAUGAUGCAAUCAGACAAAGGACAAUAUAAAGAUGCUUUAAAAUCAUUAAAUCGAGCACAUGAUCUAUCUCCUGAACAAAGUGAUAUUUUAUUUCAACGAGCAAUUGUCAAUGAACAUCUCGGUAAACUUGAUGAUGCUGCACAAGAUAGAAAACGUGGAAAACAAAUUAAUAUGUCAGACUUUGCUAUAAUUACAAUGCUUGUAAAUCGUAUAAAAACAUUACAUGAAGAAAUAAAUCGUACAGAUUCAUCAUCACCACGUACUCAUCUAGAAUUAGCUAUGGCAUAUGAUGGAUUAUUUGUUCGAAAGAAAAAUUUAACAACAAAAUUAACUUAUUAUAAAAAAUCUAUUCUUGAAUAUCGUGCUACUAUUGAAACUGAUACAAAAAAUUUAUAUCCACAAGCACAUGCACUUAUGGUACUUUGUCAUAAAAAAAUGAAUAAUCUUGUUGAAGCACAUGAAGUACAUAUAGAAUUUUAUAAUAUCUUAAGCAAACAUAAAGGUGCUAUAUAUCAUUGGAAAACAUAUCUUUUAGAUAUUAAAGAUAAAAUGGAAUCAGAUAAACUUGAACCAUAUUUAGAUAAAAAUGAUGUUAGUAAAUUAAUUUCUAUGGAAUCUAAUCGAAGAAAACAAAAUGUUGAUCAAGAAACAUUUCAAAAUGAUAUUGAUGAUAAAUAUAAAAAUCAAUUAAUAUUUUAUGAACGAUUACGUAUUAAUCUAUCGAAUAUACUUGCAGCUAUUAAUAUAUUAAAUCUUGAUCGUGAUAGUAUUAUUGAUAAUGUUAAAAAUACAUCGAAUAAAGUUAGUAAAAUCGUAGAAUUAUUAAGUGAAGGUAUAACAUCUAUUACUGACAUUGAAUCAAUAUUAAAUAGUGAUACAAAUGUCAAUACAAAUGUACUUCAAAAAACAGAUUAUGAUAUUAUAAAAAUGAAAUUGAAAUCAAUUGGAAAUGUUGGUGAUAUGACGGAUCAAUUAGAUAUUGCUCAACUUGUUGCUCGACAUUUAUGUACACGUUAUCGUUUACAACUUAUUUGUCUUAAACCUCAUAAUGAUAAUAUUAUCUAUAAUGAACCUAUUACAAAUAAAUCAUCAUCUCAAUCAUGGGGCUGUUGUAAUAAGAGUCGUGUAAUUUCUCCAAAAGAACGAAUAUCUUCAUAUGAAACUGAUACAUUUAAGAAAAUUAUAACAUUUGCCAUUGCUUUUAUUAUUAAGACACUUAAUAGUGAAACUGUUAAAAUUUCAAAUGAAAAAUCAUCAAGAAAAGAUGCAUUAGCAACAACUCUUGUUUUAAUUGUAUGUCGUGCGUAUUCAAAUAUUGAUAUAAAUCGUUUUUCAUCGUCUCGUUUUAAAUAUACAACUAUACCUAUUGACUUAACAAUACUUUCUAAAAUGUUAGAAGAUUCACAACAUACAAACGAUAGUCAAAAUACAUUGCCCAUAGAAUGGAAUUUAUAUGAUUUCUUUCGUGCACCUGGUAUCUAUUAUCGUCCUGAUGAUGAUAAUGAUGUUGAAAAAAUUCUUUAUUAUGGUUCAGAUCCAUCAAUGAUGCCAAAUAUAUAUGGUUAUCGAUUAGGAACACUAGAAGAAGUUCAUGUAUUGAAAAAAUUAAAUCAACUAAAUAAAUAA